This is a messenger RNA of Talaromyces stipitatus ATCC 10500, 2148 nucleotides long. Its product is annotated as Hsp70 family protein. Lineage: Eukaryota; Fungi; Ascomycota; Eurotiomycetes; Eurotiales; Trichocomaceae. The coding region runs from base 1 to 2148 and encodes 715 amino acids. The record is from RefSeq and is a predicted model, not a curated record. Gene Ontology annotation, molecular function: ATP binding; ATP-dependent protein folding chaperone. The transcript has 3 exons.
AUGACGUCGCGGUUCAAACAAUUCGGGUUCUCGUCGAAGCGCAAGAACAGCAACAAUCCGCCUCCCCCGCAAACGACUCCGCCUGUCAAUACCUACGUUCCCCCGCCUGCCUCCACCAGUCCCCCGCCGCCCUCAACAGCCUCGACCACGAGUCUCCCCAUGAAUGCCCAAAACCCUUCAGGUCGACCUCCCAGUUAUACAUAUGCCGGCAGGACGAGCCCUAUGCCCCCUCCGCCUCUCAACACUGCCGUCCAACCCAGUCAGUACGCACAACAACCAGCCGUCGCAAACCCUCCGGGAUAUGGCUAUCAACAACCUCCGCCGCCAUCGCAGCAACCGCAACCCACACAGCCAAUUCAUCAGCAUGGUACUCCAUCUGCACUAGGUCACGCGCAGGGUCUUCGAAACCCGGCCGCCGAAGUGGAUGGUACAAACAGAAAUAAAUCGCAGUUGAUUGUGGGUAUUGACUUUGGAACCACAUUCUCUGGCGUCGCCUACGCCUUUGCGACCAACAAUGAAGCGCGCGAAGAUAUCAUCACCGAAUGGCCUGGUGCCGGUACGCACACCAAACAAAAGAUCCCGACGGUCCUCUACUACGACCAAUACCAGAAAGUGGUGGGAUGGGGUCCUGAUAUCGCAGACGCCCUGGCUCAUACCGGUUACCCAAAACAAGGAGUGCAGAAGGUGGAAUGGUUCAAGUUGCAAUUGAUGCUGUCGGGAAAUACUUAUAUCGAUCCUAUCAACCUGCCGCCGUUGCCUCCAGGUAAAUCAGAGAUUGAUGUCGCGGCCGAUUAUCUGUUCAAGGUCCGACAAGCAAUGCGCGCACAGCUCCAAAAGACUCUAGGUGAGGUUUUUAACCGCGAAGAGCGCAAUAUUCGCUACUUCUUGACUGUGCCUGCUAUUUGGAACGAAGCGGCCAAGGCAGCAACACGAGCGGCUGCCAUCCAAGCUGGUUUCUUGCGUGAUGAAAACGACAAUCGGUUGACGCUGAUCACGGAGCCUGAAGCCGCAGCCAUGUUUUGCGCCAAAACUGGUCUUCUCAACCUGAAGGUUGGAGACGCUAUUUUGAUCGUGGAUUGUGGUGGUGGUACCGUUGAUUUGAUCGCAUACGAAGUCGAAGAGGAGAAUCCAUUUACGGUAGCCGAAUGUACUGCUGGAUCUGGCGAUUCGUGUGGUUCUACGGCGCUAAAUCGCAACUUUAGCAACAUAUUACGAGCACGAAUCCGUAAAAUGAAUCUACCUGAUGGAUCGCGUACAGCCGGACGAGUCUAUGCCAAGUGUAUCAUGGACUUUGAAAACAGAAUCAAGGCAGAUUUCCGCAAUAACGGUCAGAAAUGGGCUGUUGAUGUCGGUAUUGAGGCAGAUUAUCCUGAUGCAGGUAUUGAAGAGGGAUAUAUGACUUUUACCAAUGAGGAGAUCUUGCAGUGUUUUGAGCCCGUCGUGAAUCGUAUCUUGGAGCUGGUGAGGAAUCAGAUUAUUGCUAUUCAAGCGCAGAACAGGCUGUUACAGAACGUCCUUGUUGUCGGCGGUUUUGGAGCAUCCGAGUAUCUCUUCCAACAAAUCAAAUUACAUGUCCCCCCACAAUUCCAAUCCAAGGUUGUGCGUCCAAUGGACUCUGUUGCUGCGAUUGUGAAAGGUGCUGUUACUGCUGGUAUUGCCGAGCGUGUGGUCACUCACCGCGUCGCCCGACGACACUACCUGAUGGCUACAUUACAGCCGUUCAAGGAGGGGUAUCAUCCCGAACAAUACCGCGUUCCUAGUCUGGACGGCAAGGAUCGAUGCAAAUAUACUCGACAGAUUUUUGUACAAAAGGGCGAACGGGUCAAGAUUGGGGAACCCGUCAAAGUCAGCUUUUUCCGUCAGGUCGCUCCUGGAGCGACUUUGAUGUAUGAAGAUAUUCUAUAUGCUUGCGAUGAGGAUGUUUGUCCAGAAUACGUCAAGGAUCCUCGAAUCAAAGAAGUCGUCACACUAACCUCAGAUCUCUCUCGCAAAAACCUCGAGAAAGAUUUCGAGCGCAUGGAUACACCAAACGGUACAUUCUACCGAGUAUAUUUUGAUAUCUACCUGACUCUUGACGGAUCCGAGUUUAAUGCCGAAUUGGUCUGUCAAGGUGAAGUCAUGGGUCGCUGCACAGCUCGAUUUAAGUAA